UUCUCUCGUUUAGUCUGUGGCAGAACAUCGUCGAGAGCAGAAGGAGAAACAUAGCACGUCCCGCCGGUACAUCAGAAAGAUUUACCCGAAGGUCCACGCUGCUGUUGAUCAGUGAUUUGUGCUUUGCGCGGGGUUCGUUUAUUCGGUCGGUUAGCAUUGGCUCGACAAAAGCUGGCCGGCCAGUGUUUAUGCCCGCAAGUUGGAGUGAGUGCAAGUCGCAAGUCGGAAUUUCAAGACGGAGAGGAGAGGAAACAUUAAAUCGUCUUCCUCCUCCUGUUUCGGCUUUUUUGUUUGAAUGUUGAGAAAUCAAAGAGAGUGCGGUGCAAAAGCGAACGUAGAAAAAAGGCACGAAAGAAUCGAAUCAAAAUAAUAACAUGUUGAUUUGAAGCGCUAUAAAAGUUGAACAGAAGGAGAAGAGUGAAGAAAUAUACAUGUUUACAGAUCAAGCCGAACGUAAGGAAGGAGUGAGACGGAGGAAACCUCUAUAAAUGAAUAGAGUUUAUUGGGUGCUGUACAGCGGGGCAUGUAAGUGGAGCAUCAUCAAAAAUCGAUUCGCGCGCGCUUUUUUUUUAUAAACAGAAGAAACGGUGCCGAAAGUAAUGCCGAUGCCGCCGAAAUAUGCAUCGUUUUCAUAGUAAUUGAGGCUCCAUUGAUAUGGCCGAACAUUGCCGAAUGGAGGAACAAAAUUGAAGGAUUCAUUGGAGCCAAAACUGGUUCAACAGAACCGCAUCGAGUGAUGAUCAUAUGCCUUUAGUAAAGUGAGUACGAGAGAGUGAGAACGAAAGAAACAAACGAGAGAAAGAGGAAACAAUUCGAAACGGCGAAGAAACGAGGAGAAGCAAAGUGCUGCUGCCUGCAAGAAGUGCAUAAUGUGAAAAGUCACUUAAGAACGUGUGCAAAAUAAAUAAAUCGAAUUAAGCAAAAUGCAUACUAUUAAUUACGAAAGGUAUAAAGCGUCGCUGGUAAUUGCAUGAAGAAGAAAAAAACCGUUGAACCCAUGAAUCUUUGCAGCUGCUGCCUGCGGCAAGAGUAAGUGUAGUGAAGCCGCAGAGUCGUCAUUCGUCCAAGUGCAAGCUGCAGGCUCAUGCAGAGCUUUUUUACUCCAUCGAAUCGCCGCUGUGUCUGGCCAAGGCUCAAGUUUACGCCGCAUAAAUGAAAGAUCACGAAGAUAGAGUGCGCCCGUAGUUUUCGUUGUUGUUGUUGUUACUGUCUGCAUAAACACGGGGCCGCCCCGCUACAGAAAGACCAACCGCAACAUCUACAACAUACCACAUACAAUCAGGUGGUAUUUAGCAUUUUGUUAUAGUGCUCUCUGUUUGCUGGUCUUUUUAAUUCCUUCGUGGUAAAGUGCUUUUAAUGAUCAGUGCGAGAUUCGCCGGCAUAAAGUGUUUUCAAAGGAGAAGAAAAUAUAAAGAUCACGAAAUAAUGAAUUAAAAGAAAUUAUCCAUAUUUCAAUCAAGUUCAUGUGCAUUUUUGAAGCCAGCAACAACCAUGCCUCCGCGGGCAAACGAAUAAGUAAAGCCGAAGAGUGAGGUUGAGGAAUGUAAUUAUAAUGUUGGCUUAAUGUUCGGCAGCAAAACACCUUAAAGGUGGUAAAUUUUUGUACAGUUUUAAGAGCAAAAAGGAGUAAGAAAAGUGAAAACCGGCAAUCAAAGUGAAACGAAAAUGGCCUCUACAAGUACGCAGACGAAUCUGUGGUUUAUUCUUGCUCUCUUUGUAAUCGUUUCUAUGCAUUGCGGCUACGGACAUAAUUACGGACAAGGAGUGCCGACAUGGAUUUGUCUCGGAAUGAAAUCGCCUUUCAUCCAGUUCCGGUCGGAGUUCGAGAUACUAUCCAACAACAGCAUAUCGCUGAACCUGACUGAGAUACGGCACAAGCUGAAGAGCGUUCAAAAUCUGGACCACUUCAUUCGACCUGUCGAAACCGGACGAAAGGAUGACACCAAGAGGCAGCAGCUAGCAGGGAUGUCAUCAUCGAUGGGUGUGGUCAAUACGCUUCCUAGCAACAUGACCAUUACAUUCUUGACCACAACUCCUCCGUCGUUUGUGAAUCAUUUCGAAAUAACGACGGAAACCAGCCUUUCAAACGACGUGGACAUGGAGAGGAAAAGUUUCAGCGAGCACAUGAUAUCAGAUGAUAGCAGUAAAAAGGAAAGAAAAUACAUCAUACCGUUAGCAUUGAAGACUUCGUCCAAUGAAAAGGAAAAAACGUCGUCCAUAUUUCAUGGAUCGUCGACCAAUAUUGACGACCUGAAGCGUCAUAUUCUGAUGCUCCAGAAUCUGACACAGUCCGAUAAGAACUUUCAGAGCAAAUUUGUGGUUUUUCCUUCACUACAAAAGAACGGGUCAGAACCUGUCAGCACGACAGUGCCGACGACCACUACGACUGUUGCCCCAACGCCGGCCUUCCGGCCCUUAUUCAACCAGAUGCCAGUGCUACAAAUUAGGGAAGAUCAAAGUGCGGCAAAGACCUUUCCUGAAAAGUUCACACGAUUGCGGCCAACGAUCAAUAUGCCGCGGCAAAUUCUUCCCAACUCACAAGAUAUAUUAUCUGAUAAUAAAGACGACAUGUUCAAAAUGGAGAAAAUUACAAUAGUCCCACAGGUUUUUUUACAAAACGACCAAACCCCGGAUUCCACGCCAGAUGAGGAGAAUAAUAACAACAAUUACGGCCACAAUAACGAGAGGAAGAAAGAGAUCAAAGGAAAUGACGGAGAGAGUAUCAAGAAUAAAAAACCGUCGCCGCCCGUCUAUCACAGCAAAGAUGGAACAGGAGAAGAGAUAGGCAAUAAAUCUCCACUGCUGGCCGCCACAAUACAACCGACUCGAAAACUCGGACGCAACAGAACCACACUGGCGGCAUUGGCGUCUAGCGCGGCCGUGGCCGUCGAUGAUGUCGAGUUUGAUAACGUUACUACACGUGGCUCCGGAGGUGGCGCACGAGGAAACGGUAAGAAGCGGAAUCGAAAAAAUAAAAAGCCAUCCGAGAAACCAAUUAACUCCAAUCCGGUUCAAGACAUUAGCGGCGUAGCGAAUCAAAGUUCCAGCACAAACAAGACCAAAGUCGGCCGAAAAGGUGCUAAACGGCUUCAAAGACUUCAGCAGAAAGCAUUCAAGUUGCAGCAAUUAACAUCGUCCAGCUCAUCGACUAGUACGUCUCCACCAGCACCGUCCGACGUUCGGAAACUUUCCCGAUUUCGCCGAGCUGACCGGCUCACCACCAAAGCCCAACGAUUUCAGCUGGAGCACAACUUUGCCAAAGAUAGUACAAUUAUUCCAAUUUACGGAUCAUUGAAUAGUUCCAGUGUUAGUGCCAUAGGAAGUUUGGGUGGUAGUAUUAGCUUGAAAAACGGUACUAUUUUUGCGAUCGAAAGCGCCACCAAUGGGAGCAAUCAAAGUGAAAAAGAUAUAAUUAAUCUCAACCCGGACCUUUGCUACAAAGUCAGUGGGCUCAGUGGAGGGCAACAAAAGUUGUGUGCCCAGCACACCAGUGUCAUGCCCGCCAUUAGCCGUGGAGCUCGUGCCGCCAUUCAAGAAUGCAAAUAUCAAUUCAGGCAUCGCCGAUGGAAUUGCAGCACUAUCGAGGAUGACACCGUUUUUGGACCAGUUUCAAAUAUAGGUUCACCCGAAAUGGCCUUUGUCCAUGCGCUAGCGGCGGCCUCUGCUGCCAGUUUCAUAGCUCGCGCCUGUCGCGAUGGCCAGUUGGCUUCAUGUGGGUGCUCCCGGAGUUCCCGCCCCUCCCAGCUGCACGAGGACUGGACCUGGGGAGGGUGCGGAGAUGAUAUGGAAUUCGGCUACAAAUUUUCCCAAACCUUCAUAGAUAUAAAAGAAAAGGAGAGAAAGCGCGGCACGCGUGGGUUGGUUUCCAUUCCGGCAAAGUAUCCUAAAAUUGUCGAGCGGCUUUUGGAAACACUGAACGACACGAGCGAAAACAUUUUGAACGGAACCGAUACACUGUUUCGCCCCGAGGACCUGCAGAAGCUACAAGACAAAAUUGCCAAAGAAAUCUCCAACUCCAACCUGGACCCGAAAGAAAUGAACGAGCUCCAGGACCGCAUCAACAAGGAAAUUACAAACUCGGAAGUAUUCAAUUUGAAGCAUUUCAACAUCUAUGACAAGCUGAAGAAAAUGUUCAAAAAGCCAGAAAAAACUCUUAACGGUGUAAAAUUCAGUGCAUCGGCAAAGGCUCGUGCACUGAUGAAUUUGCAUAAUAAUGAAGCCGGACGAAGGGCUGUCAUCAAAAAAUCACGCAUCAUUUGUAAAUGCCACGGAGUUUCUGGUUCGUGCAGCCUCAUCACAUGCUGGCAGCAGUUAACAUCCAUUCGAGAAAUCGGUAAGCAUGCUCGCUCCACACUCUUGGUGGAAAACAUGAAAACCUAUAGCCAACAAACGCCAUCAUCAACAGGUGACUUCCUGCGAGAGAAAUACGACGAAGCCACUCAGGUGAAAAUAAAUAAACGUGGUCGGUUGCAAGUCAAGGAUCCCAGGUACAAAAUUCCAACCCCAUUAGACCUGGUGUAUCUGGACGAAAGCCCGGACUGGUGUCGGAACAACAAACAACUCAAGUGGCCUGGCACUCACGGUCGCAUUUGUAACAAAACAUCGUCCGGGUUGGAUGGAUGCGCAAUUCUCUGCUGCGGACGAGGAUACAAUACGAAAAAGAUUGUCGUCAAGGAACGGUGUAACUGUAAAUUUCAGUGGUGCUGCCAGGUCAAGUGUGAUAUAUGUACGAAGCAUAUUGAAGAGUACACCUGUAAAUAGUUCGGUAAAAUCAAUGCCAAUGCUUCUUGCGUCAUAAGUUAAUGUAUAUUUAAUGUUCUCUCUGCGCACAACUAAUGACAAAAAACAAUGAGAACUAACAUUCAAUACAUUAGAAACCAGUGUUGUUUGAAAAAUAUAUGCAAACUAGCAAACUGAGGCGAAUAGAGAAAUUUUGGUUUUUCUUGUCUUAUCGCUAUAACAGGUUCUCAGAGUUUUCACUUUAUUCGCCUCAGUUUUGGCCGUAGAUUGGUAGAGUUUAGCAGUACAGGAAACGGAUAUUUCAGUGAAAUAUAAUAAAUAAAUUGCAUUGCAUUUUAAAUAGCUGGGACUACACUAUAGAAGAAAAAAUAAAUCAAAUCGUAAUGAUUUCAUUCCACUUGGGAAAAG
Molecule: messenger RNA, 5148 nt
Organism: Culex pipiens pallens (northern house mosquito)
Lineage: Eukaryota; Metazoa; Arthropoda; Insecta; Diptera; Culicidae
Gene: Wnt5
Product: protein Wnt-5
Exons: 8
Coding region: 1666-4761 (1031 amino acids)
Biological process (GO): neuron differentiation; cell fate commitment; multicellular organism development
Cellular component (GO): extracellular region
Molecular function (GO): frizzled binding; cytokine activity
Source: RefSeq, a predicted model, not a curated record